AAUUGGAACUAGUUUUUAACCAGCCUGAGUUCACGAGGGCUGGUGUUAAGUCAAAGACAAAAACAAGUUUAAAUUUAUUAUCUGAGUGGUAUUUUUACAGUGUGUUUUUCUUGUUAACCAAACAUCUCAUACCUGUGUUUAAAAUGAGUGUCAUCUCAAUUUUUUAUCUGUUGUGGCUACAGCCAGCUUUGAACAUUGUUAAACUGGGCCCAGGAUUAGCUGAAGUGAAGAGUGUGGAUCACAAUACUUUUAUUAUCAUCACAAGCAAGAAGGAAUACAGUUUCCGUGUCAUAAAUCUGAACAAUGCUGGAGAUAAUGCAGUAGAAAGAGAACGAGAUGCAUGGAUUGAGGCUAUAGCUGCAGCUUCCCAAGUUAAUUUUCGUCAUUCAAGAGCAUCAUCAAUUAUUCCUGAUGAAACAGCCAUCAAAUCCACAGUGGCAGAGCAAGAAAAAUUUCUUAAGGAAGUUGUUAGAACUCUUCAAAGGGAGUUGGAGCAACUUGCGUCUGUUCUGUCAGUGGUUAAUGCACCUAUUCAAGUUACUGUUCAGGUCAAAAAGGUUAAGGAUGUGGUGCGAAAUCUGGAUUCACAAGUCAAAACUGGAGUGCUCUCUUGGACAAUGUGAGUACCUUUUUGAAACAACAACAA
Messenger RNA from Orbicella faveolata, 646 nucleotides. RefSeq lists its product as uncharacterized. NCBI's taxonomy places the organism in Eukaryota, Metazoa, Cnidaria, Anthozoa, Scleractinia, Merulinidae. The record is from RefSeq and is a predicted model, not a curated record.